AUGGCCCAGCGCCGCCUCACCGACUUCUUCAGCCGCACGAAGGCGGUUACCGGAGCCCCGGUUAAGCGCGGCGGCGGCCGCCGGCUCAAGGCCGCCCUUGCCGGUCCCCCGGUACACCGGGAGGUGGAGGAGGAGGAGGAGGAUGGUGCCCCGGUGGGGCUCAGCGCCCACCCGCCGCCGCUGCCCGGCUCGCCGCGUACCCCGGCCCGCGGCGGCGGCGGUUCCCCGGUGGUGCGGGGGCUGGCGGGUAGGAAACGGAGCCGGCGGGAGAUGGAAACGGAACCAUCGGUCGGGGCCCGGCCCGGGGAGCCGAGCGGGAAGUCGGCGCGGAAGAGGCUGGAGCUGCACCGGGAUGCGGAACCGGGACCGCCGGCCGCGGCCACCAGCCCCUCGCCUCCGGCCACUGCUCAUCCCCUGAUGCCACCCUCGCUGGACCUGGCAGCGGACCCCCCGGCCAGCACCACCCACUCCCCCGGCCGGGGACAGGAUGGGGGGACACAGCCCGACACAGCCCCCCCAGGGACAACCCGGCGCCUGCAGCAGGAGGACCUGGCCGGGCUGCGGUGCCGCCUGCGGAGGGUGAAGACGCUGGCCCAGCUAGCCCAGCUGCCACCCAUCCCCGCCGGGGCCAGCGCCGACCUGCAGAGCCAUCUGGAGCGAGUGCGGCAACUGGAGCUGCGGAUCCGUGAGAAGAAAGCGGGAAGCGGAGCCACGCCAGGAGUGCAGCCAUCCAGGGACACUGGGGUGGCAGCUCUGGCGGCAGAGGCCGGGUGAGGAAAGGCCCCCGCGUACCAGCGGUUCCACACCCUCGCGCAGGACCAGCCCCCGGGGCUCACGCUGCCCUACAAGUUCAAGGUGCUGGCGGAGAUGUUCCGCAGCGUGGACACCAUCGCCGGGAUGCUCUUCAACCGUGCUGAGACCAUCACCUUUGCGAAGGUCAAGCAGGGGGUGCAGGACAUGAUGCGCAAGCAGUUUGAGGAGCGGCACGUGGGGCAGAUCAAAGCGGUAUACCCCACCUCGUACAGGCUGCGCCAGGAGAAGAACAUCCCUACCUUUGGCAACAGCGUCAAGAAGUCUGACUACCAGCUCACGCUGGAGCCGGUGCUGGGGGAAGAGGAGAAGGUGGAUGGCCGCCCGCACUUGUCGGCGUCGCGCUUGCUGGAGCGCAGGAAGGAGUUCAACCGCAACCUGGUGAACAUUGUCAAGCAGCACCACAAGGCAUUCCUGGCUGCCCUCACCCCUCCCAUGGUGGUGCCGGAGGAGAAACUGACCCGCUGGCAUCCCCGCUUCAAAGUGGACGAGGUGCCGGACAUCAGCCCGGCGGAGCUGCCGCGGCCACCCCAGGAGGACAGGCUUACCACGGCUCAGGAGGUGCUGAGCACGGCGCGGGGGAUGCUGACCCCCAAGAUGGAAAAAGCUCUUGCCAACCUGGCCUUGAGAACCGCUGAAGCCGGUGCGGGGGAACUGGUGGUUUCCAAAGCACCGUCCCCUGCCAGCACCUCCAGCGCUCUGAAAGGGGUGUCCCAGGCUCUGCUCGAGAGGAUCCGGGCGAAGGAGGCACAGAAGCUACAGGCGCUGAUGACACGGGACCCGCAGCAGGAGGAGCGGCUCGCCAUGCUGGGGCGGCUGCCGGCCAUGGCCCGCAUCUUGCGCAACGUCUUCGUGGCCGAGAAGAAGCAGGCGCUGACCAUGGAGGUGGCUUGUGCCCGCAUGGCUGACAGCUACGAUGCACAGAUGCCUCCUGGUGAGAUGGAGAAACACUUGCGCCUCUUCGCAGAGCUGCUGCCCGACUGGGUGGGGAUCCACGCCAUUAGGACGGAUACCUAUAUCAAACUGGACAAAGGGAAGGACCUCGGCCUCGUCACGGAGAGGCUCACCAAGGCGGCAAAGGAGGCAGAAGCCCUCUGA
This is a messenger RNA of Haliaeetus leucocephalus (bald eagle), 1908 nucleotides long. It is a transcript of the gene CDT1, whose product is annotated as chromatin licensing and DNA replication factor 1. The record is from RefSeq and is a predicted model, not a curated record. Gene Ontology annotation, molecular function: DNA polymerase binding; DNA binding. The transcript has 10 exons. Gene Ontology annotation, biological process: mitotic cell cycle; DNA replication preinitiation complex assembly; regulation of DNA-templated DNA replication initiation. Gene Ontology annotation, cellular component: nucleus. Lineage: Eukaryota; Metazoa; Chordata; Aves; Accipitriformes; Accipitridae.